Messenger RNA from Hevea brasiliensis (rubber tree), 538 nucleotides. RefSeq lists its product as uncharacterized. The coding region runs from base 143 to 349 and encodes 68 amino acids. The transcript has 2 exons. NCBI's taxonomy places the organism in Eukaryota, Viridiplantae, Streptophyta, Magnoliopsida, Malpighiales, Euphorbiaceae. The record is from RefSeq and is a predicted model, not a curated record.
CCCCCUCCCCUCCCCUCCCCUCCCUCUCGCUCUCACUAGCCGGCAACAGUCGCCCCUUUUGUCCAUUUCCCUUUCUCUCGAUCUCCAGUCUCUAGCAGCUCUAUCAAAAUGUGCUGUUGCUGGAAUUGCAGAUUCUAGCAAAAUGAAGAAAGGAAUUCACCCUCAGAUGCAGUGGAUAUCUUAUGUGACCCAGAGUGGCAGGUUGAUGCACAUUAUGAUGACAAAAAUUCAUCAUGUUGGUAAAGUCUACCACUUCAGGGCCAGACGGCAGAUGGCUGAAAGUUUAGGACAGGUUGCCAAGUUUAAGCGUCGCUAUGGACAGGAAGAUGCUGAAGACACUACCAAAUAAUUCAUUGUGAUAGCGAAGAGAAGUUUGGUAUUGGUCCUCGACGUUUCUCAUGUAUUUUAGCUUGACACUGUGACACUGUCCUAGUGAGUGCUCUGAAUUGCAAUAAACUUUGUUGUCUAUGGGUACUUAUAGAACGAUUCAAUUUUGAUGAGUAUAGUUUAUGGUGAUUUAACUGCCCAAUUAAAACUA